Molecule: messenger RNA, 4088 nt
Organism: Eubalaena glacialis (North Atlantic right whale)
Lineage: Eukaryota; Metazoa; Chordata; Mammalia; Artiodactyla; Balaenidae
Gene: CCDC174
Product: coiled-coil domain containing 174
Exons: 11
Coding region: 67-1467 (466 amino acids)
Cellular component (GO): nucleus
Source: RefSeq, a predicted model, not a curated record
CGGUAUAAGCUGCUUGCCGGGAGCUGGUGAGGCGUUCACUUUGGGCCGGGGCGCUCCAGUGCGACCAUGGACCGGAGGAAAAAGCCCUUGGACGUCACGGCGUCCUCGUUGGUAGACCUUAAGGCUGAACUCUUCCGAAAACAAGAAGAAUUCAAACAAGAAAAACUUCUCAAAGAUGCUGGAGUUUUGGGGAAACCAAAACCAACUACUAAGAAACCAAGUAUCUGGAGCAGACAAAACGCAGGAGUUUCUAAUCGAGCUGAGACGGAUGCUGAACAGAAGAUUGAGGAACAGAAGACUUUGGACAAAGCGAGGGAGAAAUUGGAAGAAAAAGCCAAAUUAUAUGAAAAAAUGACUAACGGAGACUUUAUAGAUGAAGAAGUGGAGGAUAUGUACCUUGUGGAUUUCACACAGAAGAUCAUAGACAAACACAAAGAAAUGGAAGAGAUUGGUGCCAAUAGAGAUUAUAGAAGGACAGAAAGAGACGAUGAUGAAGAAACCGUUUCUGAAAAAGAUAUCCCUCCUCCCCAGGACCCCAGUGAAGAAUGGGUGGAUUAUGUGGAUUCUUUAGGGCGAUCCCGGCGCUGUAUGAGAAAGGAUUUGCCACAUCUGCUGGAAAUGGAUAAAAAUCUUCAGGGGAGGCUUUUCGUUAGUCCUGCAAAUGAAAAAACCUUACUAUCUGAAGAUAUGAGAAAAGAACUCCAGCGCCAGCAAUGGGAGGAAGAAGAGAGGGAGUCCCUGAGAAGGCCAAUGGGGCCCGUACAUUACGAAGACAUUCGUGAAAAUGAGGCCCGGCAACUUGGUGUUGGAUACUUUGCCUUUGCCCGAGAUAAAGAGUUGAGAAACAAGCAGAUGAAAACUUUAGAAAUGCUGCGUGAGCAGACAACAGAUCAGAGAACAAAACGAGAAAAUAUAAAGGAAAAGAGAAAGGCUAUGUUAGAAGCAAGACUUGCCAAACUCCGACAAAAAAAGAUGAAAAAAUCAAAAGAGGACGGAGCAGAGGAAGAAGAUAGAGAUGGAGAUGUUAUUGGGCCAUUGCCACCAGAACCAGAGGUCAUGCCAGCUCCUCAUACAGCUGCCCAGAGUAGCAAAGUCGAAGUCAUCGUUCAGGAGAGGAAGGAUACCAGGCCUGGGGUGCCGCACGUCCGCGAGUGGGACAGAGGAAAAGACUUUUCCUUUGGGUAUUGGUUGAAGAGGCAAUCAGAUCUCCGGGCUGAGAGAGACCCUGAGUUUGCCCCACCAUCGAAUUACUUUGUGGACCAAAAAAGAACUGGUUCUCUGAGUAGCCAGGCCUGGAACAGACCUGCACCUGCACAGAGUGACCCGGGGCAGCACUCUGGCCAGAGCCAUGACCCCGGCUCUUCACAUACAUCAUCCACUCCAGCCCCCAGUGGCCCACCACAAGCCCAGGUGGUCACUUUUGAAACUCUGGAUGAUAUGAUUUCAUAUUAUAAACAAGUGACAUGAACUUAAAAACACUAUAACGGGUCUGUACUGUUGACGGUGCCUUCCUCUCCCAGAGCAGAGAAAAUAACUUAACUUUAGGGACUGAAUUGUAACUUUCUCUUCCUGUCUUUUACCUGAAGAUCGAGACUUCAGACUGUAUUUGUCAGCAGCAGCGAAGAAAGUGAAUGGUACUGUGGGAACUCUGGCCACUUAGCUGUUCAUUUCAUUCUAAUUGGUAUGGAGAUACCAAUUCAUCUGGAUUUACAUGUGAGCUGAGACAGAGUAAACAUACUCUGUAAUAUUUGAUACUAAGGAGUUUGUAAUCCUGUCUGCUUCAUACCCACUCCCAUGACUUACUCAGAUUUAAGGGUUCCACUCCUUUCCUUUUGCCAGUACUAGCUUGUAGAUGUCUUUGUUCCAAGCAUUCAGCUUCCAGGUCAUUUGGUGGAGCAUCUGUCAGGAAGAAUUUUGGCCUGUCAAAUGGUGGCACAUGAGGGUACACUGGGAGGCAAAGUGAUCUAGUCUCCAGGAGGACGCUGACACUGAUGGAGAAUUAAGCAUAUCAUUUGAAAUGAUCAAGAAGACCAGGGAGGACUUCACAAUCCAGAAAGGUAGACAUUGACGUCACUUGUUCUUACUAUCACCCCUUCUUGAGUGGCGAUUAUCACAGCCACGCAUAGUGGGUGUUCAUUAAGUGUGUAUUGAGUGACGGGCACAUGUGGAGGUUGCUGGGCAUGGUAAGAGCAAGAGAUGCUCCUUAGCCACCAGGGUUGGUUUUUCAUCUCCGCCUGCCUCCCUGGUUCUCUCGCUCUGGGCCCUGAGCUCUCUCGGGAGCUGAGUCACCUCAGCCUAGGUGGGAUGGAUUUGCGCUGGAGUGAGAGACAGCAAGGUCCUUUUGUCUUUACUAACGAGUGGGCGAGCAGAGCUCCAGAAGGACUUCCUGUGCCUGAGUACCGUUCCUGUCCUCUACCUACUACACCGCAGUGUCCUCUUCACAGCUGUAGACAAGCAGUAGAAGUUGACCACCAGAUCCACAGGGCUGUUACAGCUGCCUCCCAGGCCAGUGAGUCUUGUAAGAAGGUGCUAGAGCAGGUCCUUGAAGCGCCUGCUGGAGCCCGUGGUCUCUGUCCCCACAGCACAGUGGUGUUGCUGGGAGCACCCCUGUUCUCAUUAUGGAUUGCAAGCUGGAGCACAGAGAGGGUCAGUGAUUCGUCACGUGAUGUCUAAGUGACAGAUGGUUUAGGUGCAGUUUUGCUUCAGACUCAUGUUUUCUUCAGCACCCUCUGCUCUCAGUCUUUUUCCCCAGUAUUGAGCAGUAAUAGACAAAAUUCCAAAUUCUUGCAAACUUAACCUCUGAAGUCCAGAUCAAGGGUGGAGUUGCAAGACCUAUUAAAUGGUCAUUUUGUCAGCCUGAUCAGGCAAAUACCUCUCCUAACAAAAAUGAAAACCAACUGACCCAGCUGCCUUUUUCUGCAGAAAUUGACAAACUCAUCCUAAAAUUCAUAUGGAAUUGCAAGGGACCCAGAAUAUCAAAUAUUCAAAACAAUUUUGAAUAAGAACAAAGUUGGGGGACUCACUUCCUGAUUUCAAGACUUACUACAAAGCUACAGGGAUCAAAACAAUGUGGUACUGGACUUCCCUCGUGGCACAGUGGUUAAGAAUCCACCUGCCACUGCAGGGGACACGGGUUCGAGCCCUGAUCCGGGAAGAUCCCACAUGCCGUGGAGCAACUAAGCCUGUGCGCCACAACUACCGAGCCUGCGCUCUAGAGCCUGGGCACCUAGAGCCCAUGCUCUGCAACAAGAGAAGCCACCACAAUGAGAAGCCCGCGCACCACAACUAGAGAAAGCCCGCAUGCAGCAACGAAGACCUAACGCAGCCAAAAAUAUAUAAAUAAAUAAAUUUAUAAAAAACAAAAAACAAUGUGGUACUGACAUAUUGAUAAAUCGCUGAAACAGAGUUGAGAGUCCAGAAAUAAACCCAUACAUCUAUGGUCACUUGAUUUUUUGACAGUGGUGCCAAAAUCAUCCAGUAGGGAAAGAACAGUCUUCUACAGAUGGUUCUGGGACAGCUGACUCGCCACAUGCAAAACAAUGGACUUGGACCCAUACCUCACACCACAUACAAAAGCACCUCAAAAUGGACCAAAGGCUUAAAUGUAAAACUGUAAAACCAACUGAAACAGCUUGUAGGACAAAAGGAGAGGAGACAAAAAGAAAAAUUGGAAUACUAAAAGGAAAAAACAGAAUUAUUAGAUAUCCUAGAAUCAUAAGGAAAAAUAGAAGAAAAGAGAAGGUGAAUAAUAGACAAAUAAGAGAAAGAUGGGAAGAGGGUGUGUUUAUAAGGUAGAGCAGAAGGCCUCGAGAGGCAUAGCAUAGAGAAGGGAUGGGAAGACUAGUCAGGCAGCAACAAGUGCAUGAGUAUAGGAGGCAGUGGUCGCGGAAGGGGCCCCCAAAUAACCUUUUGUCCUUGCCCAGGGCACCCACGGUGGACGGCAGAGCAGUCUGUACACGUUGGCUCAGGGUCACUGUCAACUAAUAACUGUAAGUUGGAUAGUCUCUAGGAUUUCAAAGACUGUGUAAGCCUUUUACUAAUCCCCUUUUAACAGCAUAUGUUGAGUGUUUUGUGAGCCCAGUUUUAUC